AUGUACGGAGAAUCUCGUAAUAACGUUAAAGUUAUACUUAAGGAGGCAGCAAUAAACCAUCUACCUGAUGAAGUUAAAGCUCAUAAGAAUAAUCCAGGUUCUCUUUGGAAAAUAAUUAAUAAUACUAUACCUGCGAAAGAGAAGGAAAAAUAUAUCUAUAGGAAAGAUCUCAAGUCGAUUGUUGAAGAUUUUAAUAACUACUUCAUCUCAGUUGGAAAAAUCACCGCCGCUACAGCAUUAGAUCUAUAG
Messenger RNA from Paramuricea clavata, 249 nucleotides. Lineage: Eukaryota; Metazoa; Cnidaria; Anthozoa; Malacalcyonacea; Plexauridae. The record is from the annotation of a GenBank genome assembly.